Torulaspora globosa is the source of this 411-nucleotide messenger RNA. Its product is annotated as RidA family protein. The coding region runs from base 1 to 411 and encodes 136 amino acids. Gene Ontology annotation, molecular function: deaminase activity. The transcript has a single exon. Gene Ontology annotation, cellular component: mitochondrion; cytosol. The record is from RefSeq and is a predicted model, not a curated record. Lineage: Eukaryota; Fungi; Ascomycota; Saccharomycetes; Saccharomycetales; Saccharomycetaceae.
AUGGCUAAGAAGAUUACGUGGGAGCAGGUCGGGCAGCCCGCUUCACAGCUCCUUUCACCGGCCUUCGUCACCAACGCUGAGGGCCAGUUGGUCUUUACUUCUGGCUCGGUUGGCACCGAUGCCCGGGGCCAGCUGCCCUCCGAUCUGGAAUCGCAGUGCAGAAACGCGUUCCAGAACUUGAUUACUGUGCUAGACAAGAGUGGCUCGUCGCGCGAUGCGAUCCUCAAGGUGCUGCUUUUCAUCUCAGACAGCGCGUACGCCAGCACCGUGAACAGAGUAUACCGGGAAUUCUUCCCCAACCAGCCUGCCAGAAGCUGCAUCGUGGUUGCGUUCCCCAACGACGCACUCAAGGUCGAGCUCGAAUGCGUGGCUCAGGUCCGCCACAAGCCCCGGAGAUGGUUCAAGCUAUGA